AUGGGAGCUAUUGACAACGCGCUUACAGCAAUCGAAUCGCUGAAAUUAGGAGAAUCUUUUAUGUAUCAAGAAAGUGCUGAUCGCUAUAGUGUGCAGCGAUCUACGUUGUCCCGAAGACACCAAGGUAUUCAUCUGUCAAGGGAGGCUCAGGCAACCAACCAACAAAAACUCAGCCCAGAACAAGAGUUGGAGCUUGCACGGCGUAUCAAAAGACUCACAGAGCGACGCUUACCACCUGCAUGA
Bipolaris victoriae FI3 is the source of this 243-nucleotide messenger RNA. RefSeq lists its product as hypothetical. Bases 1 to 243 code for a protein of 80 amino acids. The transcript has a single exon. The record is from RefSeq and is a predicted model, not a curated record. Lineage: Eukaryota; Fungi; Ascomycota; Dothideomycetes; Pleosporales; Pleosporaceae.